Messenger RNA from Limanda limanda (common dab), 1911 nucleotides. RefSeq names its product solute carrier family 66 member 2. The transcript has 6 exons. NCBI's taxonomy places the organism in Eukaryota, Metazoa, Chordata, Actinopteri, Pleuronectiformes, Pleuronectidae. Gene Ontology annotation, biological process: retrograde transport, endosome to Golgi; phospholipid translocation. Gene Ontology annotation, cellular component: endosome; trans-Golgi network. The record is from RefSeq and is a predicted model, not a curated record. The coding region runs from base 1093 to 1911 and encodes 272 amino acids.
GUGUAGAGUUUGUGUUCCGGAUGUAAAGACAGAAACAAAGGAUAUGUCUGGACUCCAGCUGUUCGGAGAUGCCCUGAAACCUUCCCUGAAGUCUCUGCAUCGUUUCCUCCAUCUGAACAAACACGUCACAAAGUGUUGAGGUUAAAAAGAAGGUGUAAAAAAACAACAACACAACCAGCUCAGAUUCCGCCCGGGGUCGUGUCUCCUCACUGUGUCUGUGAUGGCGUGGCACUAGCUGCUGCUUUGUCCCUGUGAGGGGGUGGGAGGUGUGCUCGUCAAACACGGAUGUUCCUUCACACAGAGCCACAGGAGGACAGACACCGGAGGACAGUCUCCACACAGCCAGAGGAUAGACACCUGCGAUACCCAGAGGAGGACAGACACUGGAGGACAGUCUCCCCAGAGCUAUAGGAUAGACACCUCCGAGACCCAGAAGAGGACAGACACCUCACAGACCCAGACGAGGACAGACACCUCAAAGACCCAGAGGACGACAGACACCUCAAAGACCCAGAGGAGCACAGACACCUGAGGAUAGACACCUCACAGACUCAGAAGAGGACAGACUCCUGAAGACAGUCUCCAAAAAGCCAGAGGACAGACACCUCCGAGACCCAGAGGAGGACAGACCCCUGAGGACAGUCUCACCACAGCCAGAGGAGGACAGACACCUGAGGACUGUCUCACCACAGCCAGAGGAGGACAGACACCUGAGGACUGUCUCACCACAGCCAGAGGAGGACAGACACCUGAGGACUGUCUCCACACAGACAAAAGAGGACAGACCCAGAUGAGGACAGACACCUGAGGACAGUCUCCACUAAGACAGAGGACAGACACCUCCAAGACCUAGAGGAGGACAGGAACCUGAGGAUAGCACCUCACAGACUCAGAGGAGGACAAACAGCUGAGGACAGUCUCCACACAGCCAGAGGACAUACACCUCCAAGACCUAGAGGAGGACAGACACAUGCGGAUAGACACCUCACAGAGCCAGAGGAGGACAGACACCUAAGGACAGUCUCCACAGAGCCAGAGACAGACAGGUGAUCUCACUUCACAUCCUCAGGCAUUGUGAGCAGCGGCUGAAACAUGGAGGACGAGGAGCUCUUCGACCAGAUCCUUUUCGUCCUCAACGUGCUAGUGUCAUGGGUCGCUGCCGGGGCCAUGGUGUUCGGCGGCCUGGUGCCCUACAUCCCGCAGUACAGAGACAUCCGCCGGACACAGAACGCUGAGGGCUUCUCCACCUACGUGUGCCUGGUGCUCCUGGUGGCCAACAUCCUGAGAAUCCUCUUCAGGUUUGGCCGCUACUUCGAGACGCUGCUGCUGUGGCAGAGCAUCAUCAUGAUCGUCACCAUGCUCAUCAUGCUCAAUCUGUGCACCAACGUCCGCAUGGCCACUGAACUCAACACCAAGAGACGCUCCUUCUUAGCGACAGACAUUAAGGACGAGGAGGUCAGAAUCCCUAAGAGGCUCUUUCUGGACUUUGACUGGAGCUACUUCUGGUCGUGGAGCCGCUUCGUGGACUAUCUGCAGUGCGUGCUGGCCUUCACGCUCAUGGCGGCCUACAUCACCUACGUCCUCCUGGACUCGACGGUGUUCGUGGAGUCUCUGGGCUUCCUGGCCGUGUUUGCCGAAGCAAUGCUGGGCACUCCGCAGCUCUACUGCAAUUAUCAGAACAAGUCCACUGAGGGCAUGAGUAUCAAGAUGGUGCUGAUGUGGACCAGUGGCGACACCUUUAAAACGGGCUACUUCCUGCUCACCCAGGCUCCUGUGCAGUUCUGGACAUGCGGCCUGCUGCAGGUCAUGGUCGACAUAACAAUUCUGUUCCAGGUUUACUACUACAGCCGCUACCCACAGAAACCUGUCUCCCACACCGUCUCCCACACCACCAGUGCCAAAGCCCUCUGA